CCCCUCCUUUUCUCUUUUUAGUAAGGGGGUGGAGGGAUCGUGAGAAACCGCGAGGAAGCCGAUCUGAGGAGAUCCGGACUUCCCCCGUCUUGCCGCUUUCUCCGAAAGGACUGCCCCCCCUCCCGGCGCACUCCCCCCCUCUCCAGACCCUGGCAAUUGACAUUACUUAAGAGGAGGGGGGUCCCCUCCGGCGGGGGGAGGGCGGAGAAAAGCAAAGCAGAGCGAGACCUGUUUCCCCCCCUUUCGGUGUUUUGAUUUUUUUUUUUAAAUCUUAUUUUUAAUUUUUGCGGCGGUUGUCGCGGCUGGAACUAGCGAGCGUUUAGGAGGCAAAGAAGCCCGAGGGAGGAAAAAAGAAAGAAGCCACCUUGAUUAGGACUGUCAGGAAUAGUGGCUUCAGCCGAAGAAAGGCCUGGGGCACGACUCCCUGUCAACGAGUUCCCUGCAUCCGAGAUAAAGAUUCCAGCUACAUGGGCAAACGCUUGGAACAGCAGCCAAUGUUCCCUCAGUACACAUACUACUAUCCCCAUUAUCUCCAAACCAAGCAUUCCUAUGUACCAGCUCCCCACCCCAUGGCUCCUCCCAGCCCCAGCACUAACAGUAGCAACAACAAUAGCAACAACAGCAGCGGCGAACAGUUGAGUAAAACCAACCUGUACAUCCGAGGCCUUCCUCCCGGCACCACUGACCAGGACCUGAUCAAGCUGUGCCAGCCGUAUGGAAAAAUUGUAUCUACAAAAGCAAUCCUAGACAAAAACACAAAUCAGUGCAAAGGUUACGGUUUUGUAGAUUUUGAUAGUCCAGCAGCCGCACAGAAAGCCGUAGCAUCUCUUAAAGCAAAUGGUGUGCAAGCUCAGAUGGCUAAG
Python bivittatus (Burmese python) is the source of this 863-nucleotide messenger RNA. The record is from RefSeq and is a predicted model, not a curated record. Lineage: Eukaryota; Metazoa; Chordata; Lepidosauria; Squamata; Pythonidae.